Messenger RNA from Papilio machaon (common yellow swallowtail), 1441 nucleotides. Its product is annotated as phenoloxidase-activating enzyme-like. The record is from RefSeq and is a predicted model, not a curated record. Gene Ontology annotation, molecular function: serine-type endopeptidase activity. NCBI's taxonomy places the organism in Eukaryota, Metazoa, Arthropoda, Insecta, Lepidoptera, Papilionidae. Gene Ontology annotation, biological process: proteolysis. Bases 78 to 1250 code for a protein of 390 amino acids. The transcript has 6 exons.
CAAGUCAGUAUAAAUCCGUAAAUCGUCCAGAGAGGACGUUUCAUCGAAAACAACAAUAUCCGUCGCAAACAACCACAAUGAUAACAAAUAAUAUUAUAUCGAGUAUUAUAAUACUGUUAUCAGUUGGAGAUAUUUAUUCUUAUCCACAAUGCAGAAUGCCAAACGGAUACACAGGGGAAUGUAAAUACUUGGACAAGUGUAAGCCAUUGAAAGAAGUCGGUGAAAAGAAAGUGAAGACAGACGAAGAAUUGCUUUACCUUCGUGAAUCAUCCUGUGGGACUACAAGUAAUUAUUUAUAUAAGGUUUGUUGUCCGCCGCAGUCGGAAUGGUCCAGGAAAUUGGAUCUCAAACCUAUAUCAUUCCCAGAAAUCAUUAAUUAUUUAGCUGAGCCGGGAAGUAAUGGAACGUUUGAAAAGUCUAAUAAUAAUACAAAAACUACAACAGUGCUUCGAGACGGCAGCAAUAAAGAAACGGAAGAAUGUGGUGUAGAAGUAUCUGGAGCUAAGCAGGAUAGAGAUUACGGCAUGGCAGACAUAGAUGAGUAUCCUUGGCUGGCACUCCUGCAGUAUCGUUUUGGACGCAUCAUGUGUGGAGGAAGCCUUAUCUCUCCCAGCUUUAUACUGACAGCUGCUCAUUGUAUCGAGACUACGCAUGGAAGACCUGCUUUCGCUCGUCUCGCCGAAUACAACAUGACCUCAUACCCCAUAGACUACGUAGAGGUGGAUGGUGGAGCCGUAGAAAGCAUCACCGUCUCUGCGAUAGCUAUAAAGUGGAGCGAGAAGCAUCCAAUGUUCGAUAAGAACACGUACCAGCACGACAUAGGUUUGGUGAAGCUCGCUGAAGCCGCAAAAAUUUCAGAUUUCAUCCGACCAAUUUGUCUACCCCGAUACAACUUUGCGGAUCAAUUCGACACCAACACAAACUUCAUAACCGCCGGUUGGGGGGUACACAGUUCUAUUAACAACGAUAUUAAGAUGGAGGCCAAAUUACCUUAUAUGCCGAUACCCACAUGCAAACGGACUAUAUCUACAACCUCACUGACAAACAAACAAUUAUGUGCAGGAGGUAAGAACGCGAUAUCCGACUGCGUAACCGACUCCGGUGGACCAUUGAUGUUUGUAUCAGAAAAUUACUACAUAGUAGUCGGUGUUGCCAGUUACGGACCUGCUAAUUGCAGCAACAUCCGUGAACCAACUGUUCACACUAAUGUCUACGAAUAUCUAGAUUGGAUUGACAGCAUGAUGGUUUAGGUUUUAACGACUGCAGAGACCACAUUAACAACAUGGAGUUUAACAUUCCAACGUUCUACAUUUUUUGGGCAUGAAAUCGAAUUCACCAGGCGAGUUGGUCAAACGUCGGACAAACUGUCGGUUUCCAGAUACUUUUUUUUUAUAUUACAAAGUGGCAAUCGAGCAAGCGGCCACGUGAAUUUGCCGAAAUG